AUUUUGAGUCAAAAUAUGUCGUAGCGUUAUUUUAUUGAACACAGUUGUGGGCUGGUUGUCUGAUCAACACGGUACAUUCUCGUGGGCUUUCUAAAUUCUGGAGAUGGUUCAGUUGGAGGUCUGCAUCCCGGUUGAAGUUGAAGGGAAGUAUGGGGAAUAUUACCCAGGUGUUAUAAAUGGGCUGAGGUCCUUAGAGGAAUAUAAUGUAACGCUUCUGGAUUCAACCCACACGAAAGCCCUUGUGGAAUUUACCCUCCCUCCCUCAUCUCUCCGACUUCCGCCUAAAGAUCCUGGAGCAGUCUUAGAGCCAGUACAAGGACAUGAAGUUGACGUGUUGAUUAGCUGUUCCGGAGAUCAGUCAACAGAGGUCGAGUCAUCAGGUGAUUCCACUGCUUCCAAGCUUUCAGCAUGGUGGCCGGCUGUUGUCAGGAAAGUUGGUGGAAGCUUUGUUAUCGUUGAAUUGGCGGCUGAUUUCUCUGUGCAAAAUGGCAGUUCGGACGAAAUAGCUGUGCUCUCCAACAAUCGCAUUAGUGUCCCCCAUUCGUCGUCUCUAGAGAAGACUGAUAUUGUGGAAAAGCAUCAGUUAAGGCCACGAAGUCAUCAUCAUAAUCUCAGUGCAUCAUCAUUCCAUAUGCACGCUAUUGAUAUUCCAGAUGAGCUUGCACCAUAUUGCAAGGAACCUGCCAAUUAUUAUCAUUUUGCUAGAAGGUGUGGUCUCCCUGUCCUUAUCACAUUAGCACCUGACACCCUUAAACCUACAUCCCCAGUUACGAAAGGAGACAAUGAAACCUAUAACUUGAUGUCGCGACUGCUAGUUAUUUCUACGGAUCUUUCUACAGUAAACAGGGCAUCGGUUAUCGAUAAUACUUUUGUGGAUAUGUUGCGACAAAAAGUGUCUAUUUUGCAGCAAACUGAGGAAUUGUCCAAAAAGUUGGUAGCUUCACGUCUCAAUCAGCAGUCACCCUAUGUGGAGGAGUUUCUAAUUCCAUUGGAUCUAAUUCAUCAUGCGAUUGGUGCACAGGGCUUCAACAUUAAACGUGCCAGUGCGAUUGAUGGUGUGCUGUCUGUCAAACUCGAUCGUCAAACCGGUAAUAUCCGAAUAUCCGGAAAGACUGAGGAAGCUGUUAAGAAUGCCAAAAAAUUGCUUGACUUCUCUCAAGAAGUCGUCCAGAUACCGAAGUCAUAUGUUGGUCCUAUCCUAGGAUCAGGCCGUCGUCAUGUUCAGCAUAUUGUAGAUCGUGUAGGAUUGGUUGGAAUCAAAAUUUCUAAACCUUCCGAAGAGGAUCAUGAACACGUUUCAUUUCAGUUAACAGGCACUCAACAGGCCAUACGUGACACACAGUUGUUUUUGGAAUUUCAAGUUGAAAGUUUGCAGGAGUUGGAUCGGCUUCGGGGUGUUGAAAAUCCACCAUCCAUAUUAAAAUCCAAGGACGUGGUCGCACAUGUUGAGGAUAUUCCAAGCAACGACGAAUCAUUGAAUUCUCCUACUCAUCCUGAAAAUGGUCAUGUCUCAAAUAAAGAUGGUUAUAAUUCAUCAAGUUGUUGCUCAAAUAAAGAAGACGAGGAAAAAAAUGAGUCUGAACACAACAGCCAUGCUGGAGGAGGGCGUCAGAUGAAGCCGAGAUCUCAAGCCAACCAUAAUGCCCACACUAGACAAGAUGUACGUCAAGUCCCCAGUAAUCAACGAGGUGGUGCUGCGGGCAUUCAGAAUUCUGGAAGUGGUCAGUCAAAACCUGCUGCAAACCAUUUAAAUGCCAAAAACCCAGCUCAAAAAAGGAAUCAACAAGUAACAGGUCAUCCAGGUUCUGCUGGACCAAGGAGACAAAAUAUUUGUGCUCCUAUGGCCAGCUAAACAAUCUUCUAUUGCGUUCAGCAUGCUUUUCUCGUAAGAAGUUAAAAUUCAUUUCUGAAAAGUACCUGCCUUUACCUCUGCUUCGACGAUCCGAAAAUCAACCUUUGAUCAGUUCUCACUCAUUUCAGUCGUCCUGUCCUGUCUCUACAGCUUCGUAUUUUUUUCUGUGUAAAUCAGAUUGGAUAACUUGUUGAACGAUUUAGGAAAAAAAAAUAAUGUCCUCUCCUCUUUUAGUGCAUAUUGCUGUCUUUCCCUGGUGAUAAUCAAUUAUUCCUUCACAGCCAGUUCUAACUGCUAACCAUGUACUGUACAUUGUUUCCACUAAUGUCUCUGGAAUCACCAGAAAAUGAAAUCUCUAUUUGCCUGAUUAUUACACAUUUCUAGUAAAUAUACUUCCUGUACUCUGCAUGAAACCAGACUCGAAGAACUGUAUCACACACUUCAGCUUAUUAUUUCAAAUCAAUGUACAAAUUACAAGUCGUUUGAAGGUUACACUGUAAUUGCUUAGUUUGCACUAUCCUUUUUCAGCACAUUGAUUACAUACAUAUCCUAUGCUG
This is a messenger RNA of Trichobilharzia regenti, 2409 nucleotides long. Lineage: Eukaryota; Metazoa; Platyhelminthes; Trematoda; Strigeidida; Schistosomatidae. The record is from the annotation of a GenBank genome assembly.